Didymella exigua CBS 183.55 is the source of this 3291-nucleotide messenger RNA. RefSeq lists its product as uncharacterized. The transcript has 3 exons. NCBI's taxonomy places the organism in Eukaryota, Fungi, Ascomycota, Dothideomycetes, Pleosporales, Didymellaceae. Bases 1 to 3291 code for a protein of 1096 amino acids. Gene Ontology annotation, cellular component: eukaryotic translation initiation factor 3 complex, eIF3m; eukaryotic translation initiation factor 3 complex, eIF3e; multi-eIF complex. Gene Ontology annotation, molecular function: translation initiation factor activity; mRNA binding. Gene Ontology annotation, biological process: translation reinitiation; formation of cytoplasmic translation initiation complex. The record is from RefSeq and is a predicted model, not a curated record.
AUGGCGCCGCCACCGCAUAGCAAGCCUGAGAACACUCUCAAACGCGCCCAGGAGCUCAUCGGCGUGAACCAGCAACAGGCUGCGCUGCAGCUGCUGCACGAGCAUGUCACCUCCAAGCGCACCCGCAACAGCCCAAUCGCCUCGCUCGAGCCCGUCAUGAUCCUCUUCGUCGAGCUCUGCGUCGAUCUGCGCAAGGGCAAGCUCGCCAAGGACGGCCUGUACCAGUACAAGAACACGGCCCAGAACACCAACGUGGGCACCAUUGAGCUCGUCUUCAAGAAGUUCAUCGAGCUCGCCGAGGGCAAGGUCACCGAGGCCCAGGCCAAGGCCGACGAGGCGCACUCGUCCGUCGAGGGCGCCGAGGGUGACGCGAAGAACAUUGAGGAUCUGGAGGCCUCUGAGACGCCCGAGUCCAUCCUGCUCUCCACCGUCUCCGGCGAGCAGUCCCGUGACCGCACCGACCGCGCCAUCGUCACCCCAUGGCUGAAGUUCUUGUGGGAGACGUACCGCACCGUGCUCGACAUCUUCAAGAACAACGCCCGUCUGGAGCUCAUGUACCAGUCGACCGCCCACCAGGCCUUCCAGUUCUGCUCCAAGUACGCCCGCAAGACCGAGUUCCGCCGUCUCUGCGAGCUGCUCCGCAACCACUUGCAGAAUGCCGCCAAGUUCUCCUCCCAGAUGCACGCCAUCAACCUGUCCGACCCCGACACUCUCCAGCGCCACCUCGACACCCGUUUCCAGCAGCUCAACGUUGCUGUCGAGCUUGAGCUGUGGCAGGAGGCUUUCAGGAGCGUCGAGGACAUCCACACCUUGCUCAGCUUGAGCAAGCGCCCUGCGAAGAACGUCAUGAUGGCCAACUACUUUGAGAAGCUCACCCGUAUCUUCUUGGUCAGCGAGAACUACCUCUUCCAUGCCGCAGCAUGGAGCCGUUACUACAACCUCCUUCGCCAGUCUGCUGCCGCUGUUGCCUCCGGCCAGGGCCUGAAGAAGGACAACCCAGCCGUCACUGAGGCCGAUAUGACCAAGGCUGCUUCUUUCGUCCUUCUCUCCGCGCUCUCGAUCCCCGUCAUCAGCACAUCUCGCUCUCGUGGUGCCUUGGUCGACGCUGAUGCGGCGAGGAACAACAAGAACUCUCGUCUCACCAACUUGCUCGGCAUGAACCAGGCACCUACUCGUGCUAUCCUGUUCAAGGAUGCUCUCAGCAAGGGUCUGCUCAAGCGCGCUCGUCCUGAAAUCCGCGAUCUCUACAACAUCCUCGAGGUCGACUUCCACCCUCUGUCCAUCUGCAAGAAGAUUUCCCCCAUUCUUGCUCAGAUUGGCGCUGAUGAGGAGAUGAAGAAGUACGUUGGCCCGCUGCAGCAGGUCAUCCUUACCCGUCUCUUCCAGCAGCUGUCCCAGGUCUACGACUCGGUCCAGAUCAAGUUCGUUCUCGACCUUGCCCAGUUCCCUGAGCCUUUCGGUGUCAGCAAGGCUACCAUCGAGAAGUUCAUCAUGAACGGCUGCAAGAAGGGUGACCUCGCCAUUCGCAUUGACCAUGCCGCCGGUGUUCUCACCUUUGACUCUGAUGUCUUCUCUGCUGCGAAGGCCAUGCACCCCGGAUCUGGUGCUGGCUCAUCUGAGACUGAGACCCGCUCCGUCCAGCGCCUGCAGAGCACACCUGCUGAAAUUGUUCGUUCUCAGCUCACUCGCCUUGCCAAGUCGCUUUUCGUCACAUGCCAAUACGUUGACCCCUCGUUCAACGCUGAGCGUAUCAGGGAGAAGGAAGCUGCUCUCGCCCGCGCCAAGGAGGGUGCCGAGCAGGAGCACCAGGAGACUCUUGCUCGCCGCGACAUCAUCUCUCAGAAGAAGGAGGCUGCCGCUAAGGCUCUCCAGGCCAAGGAGACCGAGGAGCAGACAAAGAGGGCCCUUCGCCAGCAGCAACUCAAGGAAGAGGAGGCUCGCCGUCUCGCCGAAGAGCAGCGCCAGCGCGCUGAACAGCGCAUCAAGGCCGAGCAACAGCGAAUUCAGCGCGAAGAGAUUGAGAAGCAGCUCAAGGAGCUUAAGGCCACUACCAAGGUCGACAUCGACCUGCCUGAGAACAUUGAGGACCUCGACUCGACAAGAAUCCGUAUUCUCAAGCUUCAAGCUCUCGAGAAGGAGAAGAGCCUGCUUGGCGAGACGCUGCGCAUCACUGGCAAGCGCAUCGAUCACUUGGAGCGUGCUUACCGUAAGGAGGAGAUCAAGCACCUCCGAGAGGACUACGAGAAGCAGAUGAAGGCUGACGAGGAAGCUUACGAGAAGGCCAAGAUUGAAGAGCUGAAGGAUGCUGAGGAGAAGCACAAGGAGGAUGUUGCUCUCAAGCACCGUCUGUCCCGUCUCGUACCCGUCUACGCCGACUUCGUCACCACUGUGAAGCAGAACCGCAAGGCUGAGUUCGAGAAGCGCUCAAAGGCCGCGCAGAAGGAGCUCGAGGCUAAGAAGGCCGCUCGCGUCAAGGAAGUCAAGGAGAGGAUCGCUAGGGAGAAGCGUGAGCGCGAAGAGGCCGAGCGCAGACAGCGUGAGGAGGAGGAGCGCGAAGCUGCUGAGGCUGAGGCCAAGGCUGCCGAAGAGGAGAUUAAGCGCGCCAAGAUGGUCGAGGAGAAGGCCAGGCGCGACGAGGAGCGCAAGGCCCUCGACGAGAAGGCACGCGUCCAGCGCGAGAAGGAAGAGGCAGCAGAAGCCAAGAUUGCGGCCCAGAGACAAGGUGGUUUCCGCUCCCAGGUGCCCGACCGAACAGUCUCCCGUGGCGCACCCGCUGCCGCGGAGCCGGAGAGCCGUGGACCUCCCCGUCUCGCCCUUGCUGGCGGCAAGCCCUCAUGGCGUGACCGCAUGGCUGCGAAGGACGCUGACGAGGGUGCUCCCGCCGCUCCUGAUGCCCAACCCACUCCUUCCGUUGCACCUGUUGCUGCUGCUGCUGCUGCUGCUGCUGCUCCCGCUGCCGAGGCACCCGCUCAGCGCAGUGGUUACGUCCCUCCUCACCUUCGUGGCGCCGGCGGCGCUGCUCCUGGUGGUGGAUGGAGAGAGCGUGAGACUGCGGCACGCGACACACCUCCCCGUGCCGAGUCUGGCUCUCCCGCUGCUGGUGGCCGUUUCGAGGCGCCUCGCCGCGGGUUCGGUGAGGAGCGCAAGGCAUCUCCCGCCACUGGUGGCCGAUGGGAACCUCCUGCGCGCCGUGGACCUCCUGCCGGUGAGCGUGAGCCCGAGGCGCGUCCUCCUCCGGCCGCUGGUGGUGAUGGCAAAUACGUACCGCGCUUUAGGCGUGGUGAGCAGUAG